GGCCUGUUGCAUUGCAUUCCCUUACGCCGCAAGCCAUAGAAAUGAGACGCGGUUUGGUUCCUUCCGCCAGACCGCCACGCAGCACGCCAUGUUUAAAAUGACGCGAGUCCACGCCAGCCGACGCGGUCAUGGUCUACGACGACUCUUCUACUCUGCGUUCGCGUGCUAACGCCGUCCACGACUCUCUAUGCGCGUCCCUGUGCUUCUGCUUCCUGGGUUCUUCCGGGCGGUUCUGAGUACUGCUGAUCCUUUAAGGCUCGAACACCACGCCCCCCGCCGGCCCCCACUCAAAAUCCGACUGUGAGUUGAGACUUAGAGAUGAUCCACCACCACCGGGCGAGCUUGCUGGUGCACCAGCACAGAAAGGGCGAGGCGGCGGCAGAGGAUGCGCUGCCGGCUGAAGAGUCAGGCGGCGGCAGGAUGAAGGAGCUCCGGGGCCGCUUGGCAGACUACGCCUGUCAACACCGAAAGCACGGGCACGAUGCGCUGCUCCGUAUGCUUGCCGGCUUCGCGCUCGUAUCCUGCCUCCUGCUGCUGCUUCCUGGCAGCCCCGUCUCCGCCACCAUGGACGAGCUGCUGCAGCUAGGGAGGAGGGCGCGGCACGACGACGGCGCACCGGCACCGCCGUGCGCCGACGUGGCCAACGACACCGUCUGCUGCGACCGCACCGCGCUCCGCACCGACGUCUGCGUCAUGCGCGGGCACGUCCGCACCCAGGCCGCCUCCAACUCGCUCUUCCUGCUCCUGCCUCCCAACUCGUCUCGACCGGCCACCGACGAGCACAUCCGCCCAUACACGCGCAAGUGGGAGUCCAGCAUCAUGAGCACCAUCGACGAGCUCCGCCUCCGCUCCGCGCCAGAGGGAGCGCCCAGCCGCUGCGACGUCCGCCACGACGUCCCCGCCGUCGUCUUCUCCACCGGCGGCUACACGGGCAACGUGUACCACGAGUUCAACGACGGCAUCAUCCCGCUCUACAUCACCGCGCGCCACUAUAACAAGAAGGUGGUCUUCGUCAUGCUCGAGUACCACGACUGGUGGAUGACCAAGUACGGCCACAUCGUUGAGCAGCUCUCCGACUACCCGCCCAUCGAUUUCACCAACGACCGCCGCACGCACUGCUUCCCCGAGGCCGUGGUUGGGCUUCGCAUCCACGACGAGCUUGCUAUCGACGCCGCGCGGAUGCCAGCCAACCAGACGAUCCAGGAUUUCCGUCUGAUGCUCGAUGACGCUCACCGUGGUCGCAUCCAGACGAUCAUCGAGGAGAAGAAGGAAGCUGCUGCUGCGAGGAGACAGGAACAUCGCGGAAGCAAGAGGAGCCGGCAGCGCAGCAAGACAGCCUUGGCUGAGAAGCCACGGCUCACGAUCAUCUCUCGGAACGGGUCGCGCGCGAUCGAGAACGAAGCCGAGCUGGUGCGCGCCGCUGCGGGCGCCGGGUUCCGCGUCGCCGUGCUCCAGCCACGCCAGGACACGGAGCUCGCCAGGAUGUACCGCGCCCUAAACGCCUCUGACGUCAUGGUGGGCGUGCACGGCGCGGCCAUGACGCACUUCCUGUUCAUGCGCCCGGGCUCGGUGUUCAUUCAGGUGGUGCCGCUUGGCACCGACUGGGCCGCCGAGACGUACUACGGCGAGCCCGCGCGGCGGCUGGGCCUACGCUACUUGCCGUACAAAAUCCUGCCGUCCGAGAGCUCGAUUUACAGGAAGUACGCCAACGACGACCCGGUGCUGACUGACCCGGAUACCGUGAACGCUAAGGGAUGGCAGGUAACCAAGCAGGUUUAUCUGGACGGCCAGAACGUGCGCCUGGACAUGGCACGGUUCCGCCGCCGGUUGCGCCAGGCGUAUGACCACUGGGCGCAGCGCCACCGUGCGGGAUUGGGCGUGGAACAGAGGAUAUACCACUGAAGCGUGGGUGUCACAUAGUGAUUUUUUUUUCAUUUUUUCACGGUGGAGGAUAUUUUCAAUUGGUUUUUUUCAUUUUUGUGACAGUGAAUAUUGUAAUUUUAAUACUCCUAGAACAUAUACAGAGGGUGAUCGGUGCUCCAUGCGGAGUUUGAUGAGUAACAUUUGUACAGGCCCCGUACAUAACAAGUUGUCAAAUAAACGUGAGAAAAAAGGACAGAGAGAAAUUUGGUUCAAUACA
Messenger RNA from Zea mays, 2140 nucleotides. RefSeq lists its product as uncharacterized. NCBI's taxonomy places the organism in Eukaryota, Viridiplantae, Streptophyta, Magnoliopsida, Poales, Poaceae. Gene Ontology annotation, molecular function: glycosyltransferase activity. The transcript has a single exon. The record is from RefSeq and is marked validated. Bases 319 to 1902 code for a protein of 527 amino acids.